Strongylocentrotus purpuratus (purple sea urchin) is the source of this 1421-nucleotide messenger RNA. RefSeq names its product kinetochore protein Spc25. The coding region runs from base 88 to 810 and encodes 240 amino acids. Gene Ontology annotation, biological process: chromosome segregation. The record is from RefSeq and is a predicted model, not a curated record. Gene Ontology annotation, cellular component: Ndc80 complex. The transcript is spliced from 7 exons. NCBI's taxonomy places the organism in Eukaryota, Metazoa, Echinodermata, Echinoidea, Camarodonta, Strongylocentrotidae.
UUAGAAUUAGAUCUAGUGUUCGAAGACGAACAACAAUUUGCUGCGGUUUUGCCUGUUAUUGUAGAUGUCUUUUCUCAAAGCUUUACCAUGACGUCGCAUGCUGAUAUGACUGGGAGCGUGAUGGGGACCGUUGCAGACCAAGAGAUUGCCAAUCUCUCCAGUAAGCUGAGCCAGGUCAGUGAUAAGUUCAUCAACCAAUGGACCGGCGUAAACCUUCUCCAGCAUCUAAAGCACAAUGAAGGACAACUACGACAGUUCAUCAAACAAGCGGAAGAUCAAAUUGAAAGUCUGAAAGGAGAAAUGGUAGCAUUAAAACAGCAAGCUUCCAGCAGUCAGUUAGCUGUGGCAAAUCAAGAGUCCCAAGCCAGGGACAUUGAGAAGGCUAUUGAACAAGCCCGGACUACAACGGAGCAGCUACUCUUCCAGAAAGAGCAAUGGGAAAAACAGCUGGUGGAAGAGACUAAGCAGUGCGGAGAGCAGAAAGAAUUGAUUGAAGCCCAAGAGCGAGCAACCAGACAGAGGCUUGAAGCACUGAAUAAAGCUGAGCAUUACUUCAAGGACAUCAUGGCUUUAGAGUUCAGGAAGAUUGAUGGUGAUCAUCUACAGUUUGUCUUCACUAACGUGGACUCUAAGAACCAUGAUAGGAGCUUCUAUCUGACGAUCAAAAUUGAUAACAGCCAAUAUCAAGUGACCGACUGCUGCCCAGCUAUAGAUGGCAUUCCAGAGAUGGUCGCAGGGCUCAACAAGUCCAAUAACCUCAUGAAGUUUGUCGUAGAAGCGAGGAAAAAGUUCAAGCUUACAACGACUUGAAAUCAGCAUUGGAUUCUUUCAUUCACAUCGUAACGAAAGAAUGGUGAAUCGUAUUUAUAUUUUCACCACAUAACAUAUGUUUUAGAAAAUAUCUAAUUUUAUAGAUACUCUAAUAACUUCUCAUAUGAUUUCUUUUUUCUUCAAGAAAUGUUCAAAAAUAAAAAAAAUUAUAUGCCUAUUUGGAUUUGCCUGUACUGGUGUUGCUGGUAUGACCAGCUGUCAACAAUAAUUUAUUUAAACCUGAAGUGAUAAUUCCUUUCAAUUGCAGAAUAAUUUUUUUUGUAAUGAAUUAAAUAAACAGAUUGAAUGUACACACACUUGAGUUAUAUUUAAUCACUAUUCACAUAUGCACCAACACUGCUUUCUUAUAGAGACUUGAAAAAUUAUUUUCUAUACUUGAAGAGGAUAACAGAAGCUGGCGAGUCUUUGCCUACAGAUUACAAAUUGUGUGUCCUUUUUUGUAGAAUGAAACACAUCUAAUGCAUAUACAUGUAUAUGUUUUUGUGUGUUUCUGUAAUUAAAAGACUAAGAUUUAAUGUAGUCAAACUUGUUGGCCAAAAUCACGAGACCACAAUAUUGAAUAACCUUGGGUCGAUCUUUUUUAUAUAUUC